Pieris macdunnoughi is the source of this 915-nucleotide messenger RNA. The record is from the annotation of a GenBank genome assembly. Lineage: Eukaryota; Metazoa; Arthropoda; Insecta; Lepidoptera; Pieridae.
AUGGCGUCGGCCAUAUUUUUAACGUCGUUUCUUAUAUAUCUACACACAUAUAUCUGCUAUGGACAACCGAACUUUUUCAAUCACCAUAACUUCCAGAAACAGCCCGGCGUAUCUGGUUUGCAGAUGAAUAAAUCCAUGUAUCCAAAUAAUGAAGGAAAACCGAAACUUCAGCAGUUGCUGAACUCGCAAAACCAGCCGGAGAACUUCGAAUCUAUGCAACCCAUGACGCAAUUACAGCCUGUGCCACAGACUGUUAACCAGAACACACCAGCUUUUCCAGUAACAUGCAAUCGCGCUGGAGCCGCACCUGGAUCUAUGGAUGUACCACAGCAAGCCGUUCCAAAUUAUGUCUCUCAGGUCUCCAGACCAACACAAUAUUAUCAACAGCCCCAGUUUGCUAUUCAACAACGACCCGCUCAACCAACCCAACAUUACAAUCCACCAAUGCAGAAUUACUUGGAACCAGCCAUUGUGAUGGAACAGCCACAAUUUCCACCAUCUUCCGCGAGACCAUUCUACGGGUAUGAUGGUUUCCAAAACGGAGCUCUCUCAUACCCUCAGUACGUCCCAAUGAUACCACCAUACCCGAGUUAUCCAGUCAAUACAGUUAUAGCCGAUCAAGGUUCUCAAUCGUCAAGUCUUAAAACACUUCUUCCAAUCAUUCUUAAUUUACUAACGGAGAAAAGCAAUUGUAAUUGUAGAUCGUGUGACUGUAAAUGUUCUAAAAACACAAGUGGUUAUUGCAAGAAAUAUCCCCUCAGUGAAGAUGGACCGGAAAUAGAAAUGUCAGAGGAGAUAGAAACUAUUAGACAUGUUAGAGAACCAAAGAAGGCUGGGAAAUUGAAAAAUGUUAUCCCCGAUAGUGCAGAAGAUGGUGAGUCAUUGGGGUCUCGUGAGGAACAUGAGGAAGAGUAA